Molecule: messenger RNA, 3141 nt
Organism: Hypomesus transpacificus
Lineage: Eukaryota; Metazoa; Chordata; Actinopteri; Osmeriformes; Osmeridae
Gene: cacna2d3a
Product: calcium channel, voltage-dependent, alpha 2/delta subunit 3a
Exons: 29
Coding region: 1-2304 (767 amino acids)
Cellular component (GO): voltage-gated calcium channel complex
Molecular function (GO): voltage-gated calcium channel activity
Source: RefSeq, a predicted model, not a curated record
AUGGUGUACCAUUUCCGGCAACGUCUUGAUAAGCUGUUUGCUAAAGGGAUCGGCAUGCUGGAUGUGGCUCUAACAGAGGCCUUCAACCUCCUCAAUGAUUUUAACCAGACGGGGAGAGGCAGUGUGUGUAGCCAGGCCAUCAUGUUGGUGACAGACGGAGCAGUGGACACUUACGACGCCGUCUUCGCCAAGUACAACUGGCCCGACCGCAAGGUCCGUAUAUUCCCCUACCUGAUUGGACGAGAGUCAGCCUUCGCUGAGAAUCUGAAAUGGAUGGCUUGUGCAAAUAAAGGCUACUUCACCCAGAUCUCCACGCUGGCGGACGUUCAGGAGAACGUGAUGGAGUACCUGCACGUGCUCAGUAGGCCCAAAGUGAUCGACCAGGAGCACGACACGGUGUGGACCGAGGCCUACAUCGACAGCACCAUGGAUGACGGUCACAGGCCAGUCCUGAUGACGACAGUUGCCAUGCCUGUGUUCAGCACCAAGAACGAGACUCGGAACAGAGGGAUCCUGCUGGGGGUUGUAGGAACAGACAUCCCCGUCUCUGAACUGCUCAAGACCAUCCCCAAGUACAAGCUGGGCAUUCAUGGCUACGCGUUCGCUAUCACCAACAACGGCUACAUCCUCACACACCCGGACCUCAGGCCUCUGUACGAGGAGAGUAAGAAGCGCAGGAAGCCCAACUACAGCAGCGUGGAUCUGUCCGAGGUGGAGUGGGAGGACAGGGAUGACAUUCUGCGUAACGCCAUGGUGAACCGAAAGACAGGGACUUUCUCGAUGGAGGUGAAGAAGACUGUGGACAAAGGGAAACGUGUGCUGGUGUUACAUAAUGACUACUACUACACAGACAUCAAGGGGACUCCCUUCAGCCUCGGGGUGGCGCUCACCAGAGGCCACGGCAAGUACUUCUUCAGAGGAAACGUCACUGUGGAGGAAGGUCUGCACGACCUGGAACAUCCUGAUGUGGCCCUAGCAGACGAGUGGACCUACUGUGACACGGACGAGCACCCUGAACAUCGAUACCUGUCCCAGAUAGAAGCCAUCAAACUCUACCUCAGCAGACGAGAGACACACCUGUCCUGUGAUAAAGAGCUGGUGGAGGAGGUUCUGUUUGACGCUGUGGUCACAGCCCCUCUGGAGGCCUACUGGACCAGCCUGGUGCUCAACAAGUCAGAGAACUCUGAUAAAGGGGUGGAGAUUGCCUACCUGGGCACUCGCACUGGUCUCUCCAGGAUCAACCUGUUUGUCCCCCCAGACCUGCUCAUCAAUCAAGACUUCCUGACAGCUGAAGACAAAGAGGGGGUGUUCAACGCCGAUCACUUCCCCCUGUGGUACAAGAGAGCGGCUGAACAGGUUCCGGGCACCUUCGUGUACUCCCUGCCCUUCAGCACAGGGUCAGAGAAUAAAAGCGUUGUGUUGGCCAGCACUGCCAUUCAGCUACUGGAUGAGAGGAAGUCACCUAUUGCUGCUGCUGUGGGGAUCCAGAUGAAACUGGAAUUCUUCCAAAAGAAGUUUUGGACAGCUAGCCGACAGUGUGCUGCAUUGGAUGGGAAGUGCUCAAUCAGCUGUGACAACGAGAACAUCAACUGUUACCUCAUUGACAACAAUGGCUUCAUCCUGGUGGCUGAGGAUUACACCAUGACAGGAAAGUUCUUUGGGGAGGCAGAAGGGGCAGUGAUGAAUAAGCUACUUAUAAUGGGCUCCUUUAAGAGGGUAACUCUGUAUGACUACCAGGCCAUCUGCUGGAUCUUCUCAGAGAGCAGUGACAGUGGCCACACACUGCUCGAUCCCUACUUUGCCUUUAUCGCCAUGAUGAAAUGGCUGUUAACAGAGCUCAUCAUAUUCUUGGUGGAGUUUAACCUGUACAGCUGGUGGUACUCUGACCUCACUACGAAAGCUCAGAGACUGGGCCGGACCAUGUUAGUGCCGUGUGAUACAGAGUACCCUGCCUUUGUCUCAGAAAGAACCAUCAAAGAGACCACAGGAAACAUCGACUGUGAGGACUGCAUCAAAUCCUUUGUGAUCCAGCAGAUCCCCAGCAGUAACCUCUUCAUGGUGGUGGUGGACAACAAGUGUGACUGCGAGUCUGCCGAGCCAAUCACCAUGGACCCCAUUGAGAUCAUGUAUAACGAGUCUCUGAAGUGUGAGAGGUUAAAGUAUCAGAAGGACCGCAGACGCCCAGAUACCUGCCACCCCUUCCACCCUGAGGAGAACUCUAUGGAGUGUGGAGGAGCCCUGGGGCUCAGCCCGUCGCUCACGGCAACGCUGCUCUGUGUGUCCCUGGCACUGUUUCUCAGGUGACCAGAACUGGCCACGCCUCCCAACCCAGAGCUUAGCUUGGAUUGGUUCGGCUCGGCAUGCAAGUGAACCCCAUUUACGCCAACGAUGAAUACCCCCCCCCUCUCCCCCUUUUACAGUUCCGAUCAGACCCAGCACCUGGUCCCUAGACAUACCUGCUCCCUAAUGGCCUAUCGACGGGCCUCCAUCUAGAAACACAAGGGUUGAAUGAGCUGAAGUCACUUGUAACUGAUGGAGUUUGUUAGGGAUAGCAGAGUCAUUUGCCAAGGAACGUGAACAAAAAAAGACUUUUUUAAUGAAUGUUUGUCCUAAAAAUGUGAUAUUUAUUAGUUCCACCCUGCCCUUCUCUGGUUCAUGUGGUGUAUUAUCCCCAUAUUAAUGUUGGAACCAAGUCCUCUCCAGUCAGCUCUGGCAGUUUCUAGGGGCUAGGCGCUAGGGUUAGGUUUGGAACUGGGUCAUACAAACACCUGGUCAGAAACACCGCAAAGGAGAGAGAGAGAGAGAGAGAGCUAGAGAGAGAGAUGCACACUUUCCCCUAAAGAAGUAUGUCUACUCAUGGGCAUUUAUCAUGAAUACAAAAAAGAAAAGAUGAUCAUAUGUAGUGGCUGGUGAUGUUUGUCGACAAUGAUUUUUUGAAAACUACUGAUGAGAAGAAAACAUAAAAGAUUGAUAGAUGAAAUGUUAUAUAUAAUAAAAAAGAAAGUAUUAUUUAUCAUUUGCAAGUGGUACCCAUAAACUGUGACAAUGAGACUGAGUCGUCUAACAUGAGUGGUUAUAAAUAUUUGAGCUUUUUGCCUUAUUGAACGAUAUUGGUCCUGUUUAUGUACUUUUGAAAUAAAA